Molecule: messenger RNA, 1648 nt
Organism: Plectropomus leopardus (leopard coralgrouper)
Lineage: Eukaryota; Metazoa; Chordata; Actinopteri; Perciformes; Serranidae
Source: RefSeq, a predicted model, not a curated record
UCCCUAAAAUUGCCUCUGUCAUACAACCAGGAAGAAGGUGGGAUAGCCCUACAAAGCUAACAUCCCAAAUCUUUCUGCACACUUUCUAUGAAAAUAAUGGGAUCUUCCAGGUGGAAGGUAGCAGCGGCGGCCUUUCUCGCUAUAGUGGGCUCUUUAUUACCUGUGGACGCAGAUGAACAUGAACACACGUACAAAGAUAAGGAGGAGGUAGUUUUAUGGAUGAACACAGUGGGGCCUUACCACAACCGACAGGAGACGUACAAAUACUUCUCUUUGCCCUUCUGCGCGGGCUCCAAGAAGACCAUCAGUCAUUACCAUGAAACACUUGGAGAGGCUCUGCAGGGAGUGGAGCUGGAAUUCAGUGGCCUCGACAUCAAGUUCAAAGAUGAAGUCAUGCAGACAACUUACUGUGAAAUUGACCUGGACAAAGCCAAACGGGAUGCCUUUGUCUACGCCAUAAAGAAUCAUUACUGGUACCAAAUGUACAUAGAUGACCUACCCAUCUGGGGUAUUGUCGGUGAGGCAGAUGAGAACGGAGAAGAUCAUUACCUGUGGACGUACAAGAAGCUGGAGAUCGGCUUCAAUGGCAACAGAAUUGUUGACGUGAAUCUGACCAGUGAGGGCAAAGUCAGACUCGUGCCAAACACAAGAAUCGCAAUGUCUUAUUCUGUGAAGUGGAAGAAGUCGGAUGUGAAGUUCGAAGACAGAUUCGACAAGUACCUCGAUCCAUCCUUCUUCCAGCACAGGAUUCACUGGUUCUCCAUCUUCAACUCCUUCAUGAUGGUCAUUUUCUUGGUGGGUUUGGUGUCCAUGAUUCUGAUGAGGACACUAAGAAAGGAUUAUGCCAGAUAUAGCAAAGAGGAGGAAAUGGAUGACAUGGACAGAGACCUGGGAGAUGAGUACGGGUGGAAGCAAGUACAUGGUGAUGUGUUUCGGCCGUCGAGCCAUCCACUGAUCUUCUCUUCGCUCAUCGGCUCUGGCUGCCAGAUCUUUUCCGUCUCCCUCAUCGUCAUCAUCGUCGCUAUGGUGGAGGAUCUGUACACAGAGAGAGGAUCCAUGCUGAGCACAGCCAUUUUCGUGUACGCUGCCACCUCCCCUGUCAAUGGCUACUUUGGGGGAAGCUUGUAUGCAAAACAAGGAGGCAGAAGAUGGAUUAAGCAAAUGUUCAUCGGGGCAUUCUUGAUCCCAGCUAUGGUGUGCGGCACCGCCUUCUUCAUCAACUUCAUUGCUAUCUACUACCACGCCUCCAGAGCCAUACCGUUUGGCACCAUGGUUGCUGUCUGCUGUAUCUGCUUCUUUGUCAUUCUGCCGUUAAACCUCGUGGGAACAAUCCUGGGGAGAAAUCUGUCCGGCCAGCCCAACUUCCCCUGCCGAGUGAACGCUGUUCCGCGACCCAUCCCAGAGAAGAAAUGGUUCAUGGAGCCAGCUGUCAUCGUCUGCCUCGGAGGAAUCCUGCCAUUCGGGUCCAUUUUCAUCGAAAUGUACUUCAUCUUCACAUCCUUUUGGGCGUACAAAAUCUACUACGUGUACGGCUUCAUGAUGCUGGUCCUGGUUAUCCUGUGUAUCGUGACCGUGUGUGUCACCAUCGUGUGUACGUACUUCCUGCUCAACGCUGAGGACUACAGAUGGUGAGUGACUCACUUUUCCC